AAGACCGCCGUGUAAACGUAGUCAUAGGUACUCAUUUUAUUCUAAAUUAAAAUUAUCGUUAUACACUAAGAAGUGAAGACAGGCUAUAUGAUUAUAAUGAUCGUUUAUCAGUGUUUUAUAUUCUUAGAAGUGUUAAAUGAGAGAUGACUAGGGAAAUUACCAAUGAGCCGAUUUUCAUCGUCCAAGUUUUAUUUCGGCGUCGACGCGUCACCAACUGUGUCCACCUUUGAUUGGUUACCAUCUGGAGCAAGCGCAGUGAUUUAAAAAUGUUACGGAAAGUCUGUCGUUUCAACAAUGAUCAACAAACAACGAACAAACAAUAAUGGGAGCAAACAUUUAAAGUCAUUAUUAGUCGGCCGACUUCACACCUGUUUUAGCUCUGGUUAAAUAAUUUUCCUUGCAAAAUUUUUUUUAUCGCAAUCUUAUUGAGAUCCAAUAUUAUUUAUGAAGAUUUUCGUAAAGGGACAUUGAGCAAAUAUUACUUUGAAUUAUUUAUAUAUGUUCUACUUUGAUGGUGAUUUUCUAUGUUCGGAUAUAGAGAAUUGCUGUUCUGUCAGAAUUGUCAAAUUUAAGAUUGGCUUCUCAAUUAUUUGUAUAUUGUAAAGAAUUUUAUAUAUCUUAUAAUUAUAUCAAUGGCAAACUCAUCUGGAGGAAGACAAAGAUCUAUGAAUUUUAAGGAGCAGAAUGGAUUUUCAAGUAACAGUAGUUCAGAGAAUGCUGCUUUAACACGAAAGUUGCAAUUAAAAACCGACGCUCUUAUUGUCUUAAGUCAAGAAUUAGAUCAAUGUCGGGUACAACGUGAUCAAUUUAAGUUAAUGGCUGAACAAAUUCAAGAGCGCUUUUUACAUUUGAGGCAACAAACAUCAGAGGCAAGAGAAUUAAAUGGAUUGUACAAUUUAGAUGAGAACUUCAGAACACAGGAUCUGUUAAUUGAAACUAGAGAACAGAAUAAAUGCCUAAGAUUGCAAGUUGAAACCUUGAGGCAAAAGCUAGGUGAUGCACAAGGAGAUAUUAAAGUGCUUAGAACAAGCAAUCGUACAUCUGGAGAUCAGCAAGAAGUACAGAAUGUACCUGCAGCACAUCAAAGAGAAGAGAUGAUAGAACAGCUAGAAAAAUUGAACAUUAAGUGUGCCCAGUUGCAAACAGAUCUUCAGACUCUCUUGGAUGAAAAACAUGAACUAGAAAUAGAACGUGAUGCAUUCAAAUGCAAGGCGCAUAGGCUGAAUCAUGAAUUAUCCAAAGCUCUGAGUGCUUCGAAACCAGUGGAUCUAGAUGCUCUUAUCAAUGAAAAUAGAUAUUUGCAGGAGAGACUCCAACAAUUACUUGAAGAAAAAGAGCUUGCUCGACAAUCCCUUUCAAAGUAUAAGAGCAUGCUGGAUAGUAAAAGGAUAAAGGGUACUAUCAAGUUAGGUGGAAAUUCAGCUGCGGGAACAGUAAUGACUCAUAAACAAGUUGAGCAACUGCUGCAUCAAGGUUCACAAAUUCCACCUCAACGAUCUGCUGCUGCAAUGUCUGACUUACGCUGCUUGUGUGCUGCUUUACUAGAAGCAUUGAAUGAUAAAACACUUGCUUUAGUGCAUCAAAAAAAAGCUAACAAAAUACUAGCAUUGAGAAUAUGCGAGCUGGACAAUGCAGUACAAUCUCCUACAAUGAAACUAUUGGAAGGAUAUGCUGGUUCAGAUGUGGAUAUAAUAGGUCAUGAAGACUUUGAUGAGUGUGUUAAUACAUCCCAAUCUCAAUUGGAAUCUACUGAUGAUAAAGGGAAUAACACACGUACGGUAAGUAAUGCUGUUACAGAAAAUUGUGCUGAAAGUAACAAUGAAGUGGCGCAAUUGACAUUGCCCAAAAAUUUAGAUGCUCUUGUUCAGAAAGCUUUGAAUAAUUUAAAAGAAACUGAGAAGGACAAUUCCGAAUAUUAGACUAUCUAUGCUUACUGGAGCAAUGUAUGUACAGUUAAGGAAAAACGCAUUGAAACCGCGCUUGUGUUACCUAAAGUUCAUAUCAUAGUAUAUCAGUACUACUAUUAAGAGAAAUCCACAAAUUGAAUCUCUAUACUUUAGCCAGAGUUUAUAUACAGCCAGUGACUAGUCAUUUAUUUUCUAGCGAUUUUACGAGUCUCUUUUACUUUAUAACAGUUUACUGCCUACAACCAAACUAUAUAUAUUUCGAACAAUGUCUUCUGGACAAUGUUGUUAAUUUUAAAUUGAAAAGAAUGAACAACACAAAGAUGAUUUGCAUCUUAAUUCCAAAGUACACUCCAACAGCCUUUAGUAUUAUAUUGCAUUAUGUUAUAAAAAUAAUGUUUGUACAAUAUAUUUCUUGUUGUUCAAGAAUAAAAAUGGUCUAUACUUGGA
Cephus cinctus (wheat stem sawfly) is the source of this 2354-nucleotide messenger RNA. Its product is annotated as coiled-coil domain-containing protein 149. Bases 633 to 1919 code for a protein of 428 amino acids. The record is from RefSeq and is a predicted model, not a curated record. Lineage: Eukaryota; Metazoa; Arthropoda; Insecta; Hymenoptera; Cephidae. The transcript has 9 exons.